Lingula anatina is the source of this 2742-nucleotide messenger RNA. RefSeq lists its product as uncharacterized. The record is from RefSeq and is a predicted model, not a curated record. Gene Ontology annotation, biological process: activation of GTPase activity. Lineage: Eukaryota; Metazoa; Brachiopoda; Lingulata; Lingulida; Lingulidae. Gene Ontology annotation, cellular component: early endosome. Gene Ontology annotation, molecular function: GTPase activator activity.
UUUCAGACAUUUCUCUACAGAAGCAGUCUUUCAACCAAUUUAUCCUUCAGAGACCCCUGUCGGAGUGUUAGAUGUACCUAGUGGAUUAAAACAUUAUUUUCCUAUGCUACUCAUUCCCAAGUAUUAUGGAUGAUUUCCUGUUCUCCCCAUAGUCAUUUGUUUUCAAAUUGGAGACUUGUGCAAAGAUACAAAUCCUUUGCUUUAGUGAAUGAGGCAGCUGCAGACGAAAAUAAUCAAUAAUUGCUAUGUAAUGCAUGCCAUGCCAUGCCAUCCAGGUUUAUAUUAAGCUGUGCUGGCUACCACAUAGAGGAUGAACCUGGACCAGUUUCUUCCUGGGAGUCCUAGUCUACCCAGUCCUACCAUGGCCUUCAGUAGUCUCUUCCGGAAAGCAUCCAGUCUGCUGGGUUUGACCUCCCCGGACAGCCUCCACCCCCCUCCCCUGGACGGCGAGAUUAUAUACUGUAAGAACAACGUGUGUGUCCAUCCUCCAGCCUCCAUUGGGGCAGAUAAGAAACCGAUUCCAGGCUACCUGUCCAUACGCUGUCAGGGGGACGAGCACCUUGGCUCCACACUCAUAUUGACCUGGAUACCAAAUUCUACCCUGAAAAAAAAUCCAAGGAGUAUACAGAAUAGUCCAUCACGACCUGGUGCCAGUCCUCGUAUUAGUCCCCGGCGUGCCAAAAAACAAGAAUUCACAGCAUCAGCUUUGUCCUCACCCAGUAGUGAAGAAGCCAGUGGGAGUCAGGAAAGGAAAUCCUCAAGUUAUGGUGACAGAAACCAUGGUGACAAGGGUUGCCAUAACCACAAGGCAAAUGAUAAUAUCAGUCUUUGCUCAGACAUAUCUACAGGAGAGCAAAGCAGAGAUGCUCAAAAGCCCAAGCUCAGCACUAGUCUCAAAUCUCAAGCUGAUUCUGGUAUUGGAUCUGAUGAUAUUAUCAGCCAUGUUCAAGGUUCUAAACAAACACAGUCAUCUGCUUCCAAAUUUUCCGAAGGUGCAGAGGAAGAUGUGAGUUUCUCUUCAGAGAGUGCUAGUGACAGUCUAUCUGCUGGUGCAAAACUAAAAGAGCUGAUCAAUAAAGAUGUCCCCUCAAAGCCAAAAGCUUCCCAAGCAAGUUCCUCAGAUUCCCAUGAGAAUGUCAAAGAACGCACUAGCUCUACAGUAUCCAUAGAAAUGGACGGUGAUAAACUGGUUGUUGUUACAGAAGAAGUUGAAGACAAUGUGAUAAUUGAAAGCAGUUCAACAAGCCAUGAUUUAGAAAAAGCAGAGACUGGCCAGAACACAGAUGUUGAUACCCAGAGUUUGAGUUCAGACUCCACUAAUCCCAGUCCCAGUGGGGAGCAUUAUCAAUCAAUGAUAAAUGAAAUAGCAUCCAAGAACCUUGAACCCCCUAAUGAAUCUGCACUGGAAACUGUUGAAGAAUCCACAGCUGAAGAAAAUGGCCAGAAGGAAGAGGAAAUGGACAGAAAAGCAAAAAUGAAAUCAGACAUGGUGCUAGAUUUACAGACAGUGGAGUCAGAGUAUCAGCCCCCUGAUAUCAAUAUUACUACCAUUCCUCGAUCCUCUUCCUCCUCCUCUUCCACCACUACCUCCGGCCCUGAUUCUAGACCUCCCACACCCUACGACUCGGACAUAGAUUCCUCACAUAGCACACCUUCAGCAGACAUGAAAUACCCACCUGUCAUGGAGGGCAACCCUGAAUCUUUUGCAGUCUCAUAUAAUUUAACGUUUCCUGAGAAUUCUGUCACCUAUACCAAGGCAGACAGCACCAAGAGUCCAGUGGCAGCUAAGAGUAUCAGAGACCAGAUGUGUGGGGUAUUCUCUGUAGAUUUAGGUCAGAUGCGGUCUUUACGUCUGUUUUACAAUGAGGACACGUGCACCAGUGGUCAGUUUGUGAUAGCCAGUAGAGAGAGCCAGUACAAGAUCCUCCACUUCCAUCAUGGAGGUCUGGACAAACUGGCUGAAGUUCUGGAAGACUGGAAUCUUUUCAGAGAGAAGAAGGACAAGGGUAAGAAGGAUGUCUAUGGUCAGAUCAAGCAGUUCUCUGUGAUGAGACCAGAGCUGGACACUGAGGAGUGUCACCCAGAGGAGGGCGUAUACGGAGUGCUGAAUGAAGACACCUGGAAACAACACAUGGCAGAGGCGGGUCAGAUUGUGGAUGACUACCAGCUCAGGAAGGUAAUAUUCUUUGGAGGUCUUGACCCAGCAUUGCGCCAUGAAGCCUGGCCAUUCCUGCUGCAGUUUUAUCCUUUUGAUUCCACUUUCGAUGAGCGGGAACACAUCAGAAAUGACAAGUACAUAGAAUACCAGGGAAUCAGGAAGAAAAGAGAGUCUAUGACCCCGGCUGAGCAGGAGCAGUUCUGGCGAGGCGUUCAGUGUACUGUAGAGAAAGAUGUAGUGAGAACUGACCGCAGCAAUCCAUACUUCAUGGGAGAAGAUAAUCCCAACAUUGAUGUCUUGAAAUCUAUCCUCCUGAACUAUGCUGUCCAGCACCCUAAGAUGGGCUACACCCAGGGAAUGUCUGACCUGCUAGCCCCAGUGUUGGCUGAGGUCCAGCAUGAGGCAGACGCCUACUGGUGCUUUGAGGGACUGAUGCAGAAGACAAUAUUUGUCAGCUCGCCAAAGGAUGUCGACAUGGAUAAACAGCUGGAGUACCUCCGUGAACUGCUAAGAUUAAUGCAGCCCAAAUUUUACCACCACCUGAGGACAGUCCAGGAUGGCAUGGAACUACUGUUUUGCCACAG